This is a messenger RNA of Pyrus x bretschneideri (Chinese white pear), 1683 nucleotides long. Its product is annotated as receptor-like protein kinase ANXUR2. Gene Ontology annotation, molecular function: protein kinase activity. NCBI's taxonomy places the organism in Eukaryota, Viridiplantae, Streptophyta, Magnoliopsida, Rosales, Rosaceae. The coding region runs from base 191 to 1522 and encodes 443 amino acids. The transcript has a single exon. The record is from RefSeq and is a predicted model, not a curated record.
UCGAAUUUGAUAGAAGAAGAAACAUUAUAAAAAAUCAAAUUUCUUGUGCAGGAAGACGAACAUUAGAUUAAUUUUCACCUAAUUUUUUUCCAUAUUUCCAAGUUUUCCUGUACUCUAACACAACAGACCUUCUUCUUCCCUGACCACUAACCGCUCAAACACCAUCUCAAAAGAGUUUCUCUUUCCAGCAAUGAUCCACAAAUCCCACAUUUUGCUUCCUCUGGUUUUGUUAUCCUUGUUCUCAUCAAACACCAUUCGUGUUCGAAGCCAAGGCUCCGACUCAAAGUCCCAUAUAAUUUCCUGCGGCUCAUCUGCCGAAGGGGAAACGGAUUCGGAUGGCCGGAAAUGGACAACGGAUUCUACGUACCUCGCCUCCGCUGACAACACGAAGACUGCAGAAGCGGGGUACUAUGACCCUGCUCUGCCAUCCAAAGUUCCAUUCAUGACAGUCAGAAUCAUGAGCUCUGCAACAUCGUACAAGUUCUCUGUCCCAUCAAGCAAACGCCUGUUGGUCAGGUUCCAAUUCUACCCGACCACCUACAACUCCGUAGAUUCCUUAAACGGCGUUUUCGACGUCUCCGCCAACGGGCUCACCCUGCUUAAAAAUUUCAGCCCUUUCAUCACAGCCUUGGCCCUCACGCAGGCUUACAUCAUAAGAGAGUACUCAAUCGUUCCUGUCCAGUCCGGCACUCUCAACAUCACGUUCACGCCCUCCACAAAGCACGAAAAAACAUUCGCCUUCGUGAACUCACUGGAGGUUAUCCCAAUGGAAGAAAUCUUCAAGCCGACCGACUUGAUCGGAUUCCGCGGCCAAACGGUUGACGUCCAAAACGCCUCCCUCCAGACAAUGUACAGGCUAAGCGUCGGAGGGGAUUACAUUCCUGCAAUCAAGGACUCCGGACUCGCACGAACAUGGUGGGACGACUCACCGUACCUACUAAAUGCAGCUUACGGGGCCUCGUAUCUCAAUAAGACUUUUCUCGGGGUGUCAAUCGAGGCUCCUGCCAAUGUCACCAUCAAACACACGAAGGAUGUCCCCGAAUAUAUUGCUCCUCUAAACGUGUACAAAACUGCGAGAUCGAUGGGACCGAACCCUCAAGUCAACGUUAAAUCCAAUCUCACUUGGGUUUUUCAGGUGGACGCAAAUUUCACCUACGUCGUUCGGUUACAUUUCUGCGACUUUCAAAACACACUGGGGAACCAGAGAACGUUCGAUAUAUAUCUCAACAACCGAACGGCUCAGGAGAUGGCAGAUGUGGUCCUGUGGACCGGGGGAAUCGGAAUCCCGGUUUACAAGGAUUAUGCCACUCAUAUGAACGACAAAGACGGUGAUGUUCUGUGGGUGGGUUUGCAUCCGAGUCUGGCAACGCAUCCGCAGUACUAUGAUGCCAUACUUAAUGGACUGGAGAUUUUUAAGGUUAAUGACACGGCCGGGAACUUGGGGGGUCCAAAUCCUGUGCCUUCAAAAAUGCUUCUUAAGGCAGACGCUGCAGCCAAGAUUUUAUUGGCAGACGCUGCCUAGGGUUUUGAAGUGUCGGGUGAUUUUCUGGAAUGGACUCCAAUUCUUUGAUUCACUGGUUUUAAUUCUAAAUUUCGACAAUUUAUAUUCUUAUUUGUAACUUUAAUUUGAGAUGGUCGAUAAUUGUCUGAGUAAAUUUCGAAUGAGGGUUUCACCCUAAAUAU